This is a messenger RNA of Lacerta agilis (Sand lizard), 2859 nucleotides long. It is a transcript of the gene NEK4, whose product is annotated as NIMA related kinase 4. Gene Ontology annotation, molecular function: protein kinase activity; ATP binding. NCBI's taxonomy places the organism in Eukaryota, Metazoa, Chordata, Lepidosauria, Squamata, Lacertidae. Bases 179 to 2602 code for a protein of 807 amino acids. Gene Ontology annotation, biological process: protein phosphorylation. The record is from RefSeq and is a predicted model, not a curated record. The transcript has 17 exons.
AAGGCGCUCUUUUUUUGUCUUUUUCUUUCCCUUCCUCACCGAACGAGGUUGCUCUCUAUGGUCUCCGGAGGCUUUGUAGCUCUAUCUCUAUGGCAUCGGCUGCCGCGUCCUUGCGGUUGGCGGGCGGGGGGCGGCUUCCGUAGCCCCCCCCCCGUGCCGGCCGCGGGGCCCUGCGAGGAUGCCCGUCGGCGAGUACGCUUUCGUGAGGGCCGUGGGGAAGGGCAGCUACGGGGAAGUGAGCCUGGUGAGGCACCGGCAGGACAACAAACAGUAUGUUAUCAAAAGGCUGAACCUUAAACAUGCCUCGAGUCGUGAGAGAAAAUCAGCAGAACAAGAGGCCCAGCUGCUGUCUCAGCUAAAGCAUCCUAAUAUAGUCACCUAUAGGGAGUCCUGGGAAGGCGAAGAUGGCCUCCUGUACAUUGUCAUGGGCUUUUGUGAAGGAGGGGACCUAUAUCAUAAGCUGAAAGAACAGAAAGGAAAGCUUUUGCCUGAAAGUCAGGUGGUGGAAUGGUUUGUUCAGAUUGCUAUGGCUUUGCAGUAUUUGCACGAAAGGCAUAUUCUGCACAGAGAUCUCAAAACUCAGAAUGUAUUCCUGACACGUUCAAAUAUCAUCAAAGUGGGAGAUCUGGGAAUAGCUAGAGUGUUGGAAAAUCAGUAUGACAUGGCUAGUACUCUCAUUGGCACACCUUACUACAUGAGCCCUGAGCUGUUCUCUAACAAGCCUUACAAUUAUAAGUCUGAUGUUUGGGCUUUGGGCUGUUGUGCCUAUGAAAUGGCCACACUGAAGCACGCCUUCAACGCUAAAGAUAUGAACUCCUUAGUAUAUCGAAUUAUUGAAGGAAAGUGUAGAAUCCCUGGGAUAUCCUCAAGCACCACAUGUGCACUGCCACCCAUGCCAAAAGAUUACAGCAUGCACUUGAAAGAGCUAAUAAGAACGAUGCUUAGUAAAAAGCCAGAGGAGAGGCCCAGUGUGAGAAGCAUCCUAAGGCAACCCUACAUCAAGCACCAAAUCUCUCUGUUUUUGGAAGCUACAAAGGCGAAAACAGCCAAAAAUCAUAAGAAAAUGUCUGAAGUCAAACCCCAGAGCUCCUCAGGAAAUGCUGAAUUGAAAAAUGGAAAUGUAACACCCCAGAAGCUUCCCAAUGAACAUUCCAGGAAAUCUAAAAGGAAUGAAGAGAAAUGUUUAAUCCAUAAUAAAACCUUUCAGGUUUCUUCCUCGAACAAACAGGCAGCCGAGCCUGAAAAAAGCGUGAACACAAAUGGGUUGAACAGCGCGGACAUGUCAGUGGCAACAAUGAGCAAAGUGGACAUAGUUAUUGUUCCGUUGGAAAAGAGGAACUCUGAAAGCAAACAGCCACUUGCAGGAACGUUCACGGGGGAUAAAAAGCCCCGUGGUUCAAGUAUUCCUAGUGAAGCAGAGUCUGAAAUAGGAAUAAACGCACCACAGUUUAAGGAAGAAAGGUUGCAGAGCAUUACAAAUCCAUGUCUGGAAACUGUAGCUAUUAAAAAGGGUGUUAUUGAUACUACAGCUGAUGGUGAUGAUACCAUGAAACUUCUGCAACCUGUUUCAGAGAUCCCAGACACGAGUGAUAAAAGUCUGGAUUCUACUGACAAACUUCUAGUACCAUUUGUGCCUGUAGAAGUUCUGGCUGAAGCCCCCUUCAGAAGUUUGGAAGGAGCUAACAAUGCAGUUCAAAAUGAAAGCACCCCCCGUUUUCAGCCCCAGGGAUCAGUUCACGAGCCUUCCCUGUCACGACAGCAACGGCAGAAAAAAAGAGAGCAAUUUGAGGAUACAGGUCCUCAACCAUCGCCUGCUGCUCCUGACAUGAAUGCAAAGACAAGAGGAGACAACACAGACAAGCAGGAUGCUGCAGUUACAAGGGCUAUAAACAGAUCUGGAAGCACCGAAGUGGCAGUUUCUAAGGAUCGACCAUUGUCGGCACGAGAGAGGAGGAGACUAAAGCAAUCUCAGGAAGACAUGCUUCCUUUCGUAAGAGCUUCUCACAGUGCAGCCGUAGAAACAAAACUUCCAGAAGAUGAUCAUGUCCAAAUUGCUCACUUUCCCUCAGAGCUUGGAGUCUGUGAGACAAAGAGCUUAAUUGGUUGCUCUACUGAAGAUGAACUAAGCUCUUCCACCAGCUCCACAGAGAGAUCAGAUGGAGACAGUAAAGAAGGAAAAACAAAUGAGAUGCAUGACUUGGUGCAGCUAAUGACCCAAACGCUGAAAAUGGAUAAUAAAGAAAAUUGUUCACAAUCUGCAAUACUAGCUCCCGAAUCGCAGUUCCGGCUUAAUAGGAAAUACAAAGACACCCUUAAAUUACAUGGAAAAGCACCAGAAGAACCAGAUGAAUUCCAGUUGCAGGAGUUUCCUUCAGAUGUUCUCUCUGGUCAUGAAAAGGUUAGGAGAUUGGUAGAGAUCUUAAGAGCAGAUGUGGUUCAAGGACUUGGAGUGAAGCUUCUAGAGAAGGUGUAUGAUGUCAUGGAUGAGGAAGAUGAACAGAAAAGAGAACUGCAUUUGCGGAAGCUCAUGGGAGAAAAGUAUACUUCUUACAGCAUAAAGGCCCGCCACUUAAAAUUCUUGGAAGAAAAUGUGAAGCUUUGACAGAAACCGCAACUAUUUCUUUAUGAAGAAAAGAGCAAGACUUUAUUCAACAAUUGUUACCCCAGUGGAUUUUUAUUUUCCUGUACACAACUGAUUUGUGGGGUACAAUUUUUACUUUACUGAUUUGUUACCUGCUGUAGAGCUUGUUUAGCUUUACAAAUAGCAACAUGUUUCUUCCAGGUAAGUGAGUAACAAUGUUUAGGGAUUUUUUUUUUACAGGUAGUACAUCUUAAUAUUUUUUUAAUUUUUUACAUAUU